Messenger RNA from Leptosia nina, 624 nucleotides. The record is from the annotation of a GenBank genome assembly. Lineage: Eukaryota; Metazoa; Arthropoda; Insecta; Lepidoptera; Pieridae.
AUGGCAGCUAAAUUCGUAGCCUUUUUCGCCAUCAUCGCAGCGGCCGCUGCUCUGCCCGUGGUUCCUCUCGCCAAAAUCGCCUACGCAGAACCGGAAGCACCCGCCCAUUACCAAUACCAGUACUCGAUCCACGACGGACAAAGCGGUGACGUCAAAGAGCAACAGGAAGCCCGCGAAGGUGAUGCCGUACACGGAUCUUACUCCCUCGUCCAACCAGAUGGUGUCCACCGUAUUGUGGAGUACACGGCUGACAAGGAGCACGGUUUCAACGCUGUUGUUCGGUACGAGGGUACUCCUAUCCCCGCCCCUGUUAAGGCUGCCCCUGUUGCGUACGCUCCAGUGACUAAGCUCGCCUACGCUGCCCCCGCUAAAGUAGCAUACACCUCCCCCAUCUCCUACGCUGCCCCCGCUAAAGUAGCCUACUCUGCUCCCAUCUCCUACGCUGCCCCCGCUAAAGUAGCCUACUCUGCUCCCAUCUCCUACGCUGCCCCCGCUAAGGUAGCCUACACCUCCCCCAUCUCAUACUCCUCUCCCGUAUACGCUCCAGUCGCCAAGGUAGCGUCAUAUGAAGCUUCUCUCGGUCACGUAACCUUCUCAUCCCCGGCUGUCUCCUACCACCACUAG